ACACCGUGUCCCAUUGCAGUCGGACACUGUGCUGAGUAUGCCAUGGUAAUGCUAUGCAUUGCGGCUGUCACACGGCAUCCUUGUUGCCGCGGGCAGUAGGGCAGGCAGCCUGUGCCGUCACUUCCUCCUCUGGUCCCUCGGAUUUGCGUUCCGCCGCAUCACUUCCGUUGCUGUGCGGCUGGUUGCUGUGUCAUGGCGGAGGCCGGCGAGGAAGGGGAUGGCAGUUACCGGUUGCGCUGCUCUAUUCCCGGGCACGAGCUGGACGUGCGGGGCGUCACGCGCUAUCCGCUCACGGCCGGUGAGGGCUUUGUGUCGGUGUCACGUGACCGGAGCGCGCGCCUCUGGGGGCCAGACAGGUGAGCCGGUUCGCGAGCCCCCUGUGGGAGAUGGUCUCGCGGGGGCCCCCCGACACUAAACCGUGCAUUGUGACAGAGCUGGCGGCGGUUACUAUCAGGGGAGCCGCGUGCUGAUAAAUGAAUAGAGAUAUCAAACUUUAAUAAAGCUGCUCCCAGGGACCACCAUAACCACCUCACUGCCUGUGCCCCCCAAUGUGUGACAAUGGCAGGAGGUUUAUUUAUGGAUGGGAUGUACCACCCUCACACAUUAACACUUCUGUCAUAUCUAUCUCACCUUUACAUAUCAUGUAACAUGCAUAGUAUAAUCUGCCUCCAUAGAAGGGAUGUCUCUAGCUCACUCUCUGUAUUCAUUAGGGAUGUCUCUAGGUCACUCUAUUCAUUAGGGAUGUCUCUAGGUUAUUCUAUAUUCAUGAGGGAUGUCUCUAGGUCACUCUCUGUGUUCAGUGGGGAUGUCCCUAGAUUACUAGAUAUCUUUCUUGUGACCAAUCUACAUAUAAUUGGGUGCUUUUGCGCACAAAAUACCAAACACAAUUAAAGGGACACUAUAGUUACCAGAACAACUACAGCUUAUUGUAUUUAUUCUGGUGAGUAUAAUCAGUCUGUUCAGGCUUUUUGCAGUAAACACGGUCUUUUCAGAGAAAAAUCAGUGUUUACAUUACAGCCUAGGAAUACCUCCAGUGGUCACUCAUCAGAUGGCUACCAGGGGUGCUUCCUGGGUCAGUGCUGCACAGUCAUUCAGUGUCUCCACCCUCUGCACCGAGACACGAAUCUUUCCUCAUAAAGAUGCAUUGAUUCAAUGGAAUAAAAAAAAUGAAUAUUUAAAAAAAUUAUAUAUAUUUUUUAAAUGCCUCCCCUUCCCCCCAUCCCCCAUUUUACACAAAUUACAUACCUACAGAAACACACACACACACACACACUCUGCUUUAUAUACACACACACUACACAAACACACACUAUGCAUUCAUUAUAUACACACACUACAGAAACACACACUCUGCAUUCAUUAUAUAUACACACACUACACAAACACUGCAUUCACUAUACACAUACUACACAAACACACACUCUGCAUUCAUUUUAUUUAUAUAUAUAUAUACACACACACACACACUCUGCAUUCAUUAUAUAUACACACUACACAAACACACACUCUGAAUUCAUUAUAUACACACACACUACACAAACACACUGCAUUCACUAUACACACACACUGCAUUCACUAUACACACAUUGCAUUCACUUUACGCACACUACACACACUACAUUCACUAUACACACUACACAAACACACACUCAGCAUUCACUAUAGACACUACACAAACACACUGCAUUCAUUAUAUACACACACUACACAAAUACACACUUCAUUCAUUAUAUAUGCACUACACAAACACACACAGCUCCCCUGUCUAAACACACUGCAUCCACUACAUGUGGCAUGUAUAUUUUGUGCAUUUACCUUUAGAAAUAGUUUUGUUUUUUUCAAAAUGGUAAAUGUAUGAAUAUCGGUAAGCUAUCUGCCUGAAAGUUCACAGAUUAUCGGUAUCGGCUCUAAAAAAUCAAUAUCGGUCGAUCCCUAGCUUGGAAUAAAGGUAAGAUUGUACUAUAUUUAGAAGUCGCCCAUUGGGGGCUAGAUGGUAUUUUUACACUGUAGGGUCAGGAAAACACGUUUGUGUUCCUUAAAAUCAAGAAAAGCUUGAUCAUUGUUUGGAGCUUUGUUUAUGCACAUUGUAAUUUGGAAGAUUACAUAUAUAAGAUGUCAAUAUCACAACUACUCAUGUCUUCCUACUAUUAUAGUUCAGCCUAUUUUGGCUUUGAUGUGUCACACUGAAUGGAAAGAUUAUUGCCUUUUAACAGCUUCCCAAGAUCUUGUGGAUUGAAUUGGGGACAUAUACAUCUAAGACACUGCUCAGAACUCUCAGACUCCCAGGCCUCUGGUAGAGGACCCGAGAAUGAGCAAUACAUAAAAACAUUCCAUCCAGUGAGUUGAGAAAGUCAAUAUAUAGUAUAUAUUGCUCGUCUCCCUCAUGGAAGCACCAUCUUGUUUGCAUUAUUAUUGUUCUGUGCUCAUUUUACUCAGCCUCUGCUAUUUGUAACUUGAUAGAUAUCUGAUUCCAGCCAGCAGUUUAAUUGCACAUAUAAAGUAGUGCACACAAGGAUGGAUAUCUAAGCACUAAUUAAUAUUUAGUUAUUGACACAGCUACCAAGAACAGAAACCUAGAAGGCAAAAUAGAUCCCGUGUUUACAUAAACAUUUUGAAAAUGAGAAACCAUAAAAUAAGAGAAAUUAGAAGAAGAAAAAGCCAGAGCCUGGCUAAGCACCAUAACCACAACAGCCCCCUGCUUUGUGCCCCCAAUGUACAUAGUCAAACAGUUAAGUAAUGGGUUGAUUACUUAACUGGGGUUCACCAGGCACUAUUCCACACAAACUCUCUGCUGGAAGUACCUGCUUAGGACAGGUGUGGAGUGCACCCCAGGCAAGAGGGCAAACUGUUAUUAAAUGGGGACGGUACCAGGGCAAUUAUGUCACCAUAACUACUACUGCAUACUAUAUGAUCCUUUAAAUAGUUUUCUCAUAUUCCUAGAAGGAACAAUAAGAAGGUAAUUUUAUGAUAUACCUAUGUCCAGGGGACCAGCUCAGAGGCUUGCCAGAGUGUUUGGGUUUUAUCCGAAUUUUGUCCAUUUUCCACGAAAGAAGCACUAUAGCGUUAGGAAUACCAAACAGUAUUUAUAGCACUAUAGUGCCCUAGUCCCUAUUUAGCACUUCUCCUGUAGACCUGAAUGGGAGAACUGUUGAGUUACUAGAGUUAAAGCAACAAACAUGUAUUCCUGACGAUAUAGGUGUAAAUACCCAUUUUAGGUCCGUGGUCCCCCUUGACUCCAAUUGAAAGGUUAAAGAACUCUCUUUUAUUCCAUCGCAGCUGGCCCCUCCUCCUUGUCAUCAAACUUGAUGAUCUCAGCCAAUCCAAUGUUUUCCUAUAGAAAAGCAUGGGGGGGAGGUGCACAUGAACCUCUAGUGGUGUUUCUAGGCAGCAAUGUGAACACUGCCCUUUCUCUGAAAAGACAUUGCUUACAUUUAAAAGCCUGCAGGGACAUACUGUACACAUCAGAACAAUUAGAUUAAGCUGUAGUUGUUCUUGUUACUAAAGUGUCCCUUUAAGUUUUUUCGGAAUAGAAUCUAGGCCAUAGUUUGAAGAAGUGUAUUGAUGAUACUACAUUUCGCUCUCAAAAAUGACUUGGGCAUGUUAUUCAUUAUCCACUUUUCUUGGGAACAUAUGAUAACUUAUUUUUGGAAACAUUCACUAGUUUUGCUAUUAUACAGAACAGCUGUGCUUGGACAUUUUUGUUCACAAAGUCAGCAUCGUGACUAGUUAAGGUUUAUAUCUUCAUUAAUGCCAACCUGUAUGCAUUUAGUCCUAACAGAGGUUUCAAUGAAUUACAUCGGAUGACCGGGCACAGCAACUUUGUCUCCUGUGUAUGUCUUAUACCUCCAAGUGAAACUUACCCACGUGGAUUGAUUGCUACUGGAGGGAAUGACCACAACAUCUGUGUGUUCAGCUUGGAUAACACAAAACCCCUGUAUGUGUUGAAAGGCCACAAAAACACAGGUAGGUAUCACUAUGUCAGGAUAAAUUACACUGUCACUCCAGAUUGAAAUGGAUUACCCCUUUUUAAUGUACCUCCUUUGAAUUCUUGGAGACCGAACCCACAUAUUCUAAAUCUUAAUCACAUUUAGGCCUCCCUUUUAUCCAGUGGGUAUCUAGUGUCACAUUUGUGCCUGCAUACCAAAUACCAUUUACAGUCAUACAUUUAAUGUAAAUCAAUGAAAAGCACUUGUUAGUAAUUUCAACUGGCCAUUGCUUGCAUUCACUCAAACAAAUUAUCCUGAACAGCGUUCAAUUGCUGAAGUUAUGUUGGCACUGUUUUCAGUGUCUAUAUUCCAUUACAAACUUCUCUUACUUAAAGUCCCAAUCAGUGUACGAAAGGUUUGUGGAAAGCACACAGACCACAUCCCCUAGUGCUGGCUAUUUCAUCUGAUUGUAUCCUCUCACUAAAAUCAUCCAUAGUAUAGUCAUGAGUGGAAAUGCCAGAAAGCAGGUUAAUAUAUUGCUCUGGUACUUAGAGAAUUACACAUGGGUCCUCCAGAGAUGGUUAUCAUAUACUUUAGGAUGGUUAAUAUGUAUAAAUUAUGAUAUAACUGAGGUUAUUACGACUUUUUCUUUCUAUAGUAGUCUUUAAUUUGUUUUUAUGUUUUAAUUUUUAUUUGGAGAACAAUACAGCUGAACACUUUGCUGCUUUCUUUAAACAGUGUGCAGUCUCUCUUCUGGGAAGUUUGGCACGUUGCUAAGUGGAUCUUGGGACACUACUGGAAAGGUCUGGCUAAAUGAAAAGUGUAUGAUGACUUUACAGGUAAGAAUCCUAUAGAUUAGUGAAUGUACUUCUUGCCCAUACUAUUACUGAACAACCAACAAUUGUAUUAAAUUAUUUGCAGCAGUAUAUAAAAUUUAGAUAUUAUUUGUUAUUUAAUAACAUGCGAUUUAACCCCCUUAAGAACACAUGACAUGUGUGACAUGUCAUGAUUCCCUUUUAUUCCAGAAGUUUGGUCCUUAAGGGGUUAAACUGUAAUUGUCAGUUUUCCUUUAAAUGUAUUUGAAAGUGGGUGGAGAUUACGUCCAAACAUAUACUUACAGAGAUUUGAACUUGAAUUUAAAUGUUUUUGUGUUACGUGGCAAAUGAGAUGUUAAAGCAUAAUAGAAUAAAAACAAAAGCCAGGCAGAAAUACAGCCAACUUGACAGACAUACAUGUAGUAGUAAUAUCAUUGUCUCACUGGCUGUCUUCUGCUGUCAGAGCUGACUUUCUCCCAGCAGCUUAGCUGAGCUCACAGUGGCUCAGUACAUACUGAGAGGCAGAGGCCAGCUCAGGAACACAUUGAGUGAAAAGAGAGCAUUGCUAAGAAAGCAGGUUUAUGCUGCAGAAAGCUGAGAACCUUUUUUUUAAUGUAUUUAUUUUUAAUUUUUUUUUGUCAGAACUAAAUAAAGAUGAGCAAUAUAGAAUUGAUCGAUGACAAAAAAAAUACAGGAAAUUCAUGAGGCCAAAAUCAGUAGAGCAUGUGUUGUGUUUCUACCUAUAGUGAUUUCAUUCUUAACAGUAAUCCUUCUCUUGAAAUGAGUAUACAAUUGCUUAAAGCGGCACUGUCAUGCCGAACUUACCUUUCCUCAAUCUCUUCCUCUUCUCCCCCUCUCUCAGGAUCUGUUAUUCUUUUCUUCCUGUCUUCUUUAGUUUUCUUUAAAAUCAUAAGACAAAGUAGGGACUCUUUGCCUUAUGGAGGAUUCCUCCGCUUGACCAGCUCUGACCAGCGGAGGAGCAAAGUGUGCUUCAUUUCCGCUGGUCAGAGCAAUUUUCCCAUGAUCCUUACCUUUCCUCUGUCUUCCCGCGAUUCUUCCUGUCACUUUACACGAAACUGCCUAAUUGCGUUCUAACUGAAUGAGAACAUUAUGUUCGUUUCUUUUAGAACUCAAUUCGGCAUUUUGUUCGGAUCGCAAUUUCAUUCGAAUGAAUGAAACUCCGAUCCUAUUCAUUGCCGCAGCUGCAUCUUGCAGCCGCUUAGUAGAUAACUCCCUAAUUCCCACGGUAUCAGGGAGUUAUCUACUAAAAGGUUGAAAGACCUAAAUUGGUCUUUCAUCCAACUUUACUAAUACUAAGUUAAGGUUACUUAGUAUUAGUAAAUAAUAUGCCCCUACUCGCUAUACCGCGAGUAGGGGCAUCUCUGGUAAACAGUGAACAGCCUGUGGCUGCUCACUGUAAAAAAAAAAACUAUUGGCCCCCACCGCUAAACGACGGGUGGGGGCCCUAAAGUAAAAUAAGGGGGGAGACCUAAUGUGUCGUCGUCCCCCCCUCCCCCCGGCCCCCACCCCUGGGCGGUGGGUGGGGGCCAUAAUGAUAAUGAGGGGGGGGACCUAGUGUCCACCCUUCCCUCUGGCCCCCACCCCUGGGCGGUCAUAAUGAUAAUGGGGGGGUGGGGGAGGGGGACCUACUGUCCUCCCCCAGCCCCCCACCCGGCCCCCACCCCUGGGAGGCGGGUGGGGGCCCUAAGUAAAUUCCCCCCCCCCGGCCCACACAAGGCCACCCCGUCCCCCCCAAAUAAAAAGUCCCUACCUACCCCCCUCACCCUAAAAAAUAGUAAGGGGGGAAUAAAAUAACUAACCUGUAAAAUAAAAUUAAACUUACCAUUCAACGUCUUCUUUUUUCUCAAAUCUUCAUUUUUCAGCCCCAAAAAAGGCGAAAUAAAAAAACAUCAUAACCGUCGAAUUUAAAAUAAAAUAAAAAUCCUGAGCGCAAAAAAAAAGACGAAAAAGAAAAAACCCGAGCGCCAAAAAAUAAUCCAUCUUCACCCAUGGAGGGCUCUGCGUAGGCUAAGCUCCGCAGGGCGGGGGAAGGCUUAUAAAGCCUUGCCCCGCCCUGCAAUUAGAACUUUCCCACGCUGUGUAAAAUGACACAGAGCACUGUGAUUGGAUGGAUUUCAAGCCAUCCAAUCACGGUGCUCUGUGUCAUUUUACCCAACGUGGGAAAGUUCUUUUUAAUUUUCCCACGCUGUGUAAAAUGACUCAGAGCACUGUGAUUGGAUGGAUUUCAAGCCAUCAGUGCUCUGUGUCAUUUUACACAGCGUGGGAAAAUUAAAAAAAAAAAAAAAAAAAUUGGUGGCUUAAACCCACCAAUCAGAGUGUUCUGUUCUAUAAGCCUUCCCCCGCCCUGCGGAGCUCAGUCUACGCGGAGCCCUCCAUGGGUGAAGAUAGAUUAUUUUUUUGCGCUCUGGUUUUUUCUUUUUCGUCUGUUUUUUUUUUUUUUUGCACCGGUAUUUUAUUUUAUUUUAAAUUCAGCGGUUAUGAUGGUUUUAUUUAUCCUUUUUGGGGCUGAAAAAUGAAGAUUUGAGGGAGGGGUAGCUUAUCAUUAUGGCCCCCACCCGCAGCGCAGGGGUGGGGGCCGGGGGAGAUGACAGUAGUUGUCAAAAAAACAGGAUUCGGCAUGACAGUGCCGCUUUAAUGAAAGGCAACUGUCAUGUCUCUGGAAGAUACGCUAUCGAAUAAAAAAUGUUAAAUCAUCUAAAACUUGUGUUAAAGAGAUGCUUUAGGAACCAAAUCAACUUUAUGUUAAUUAAUUAGCUUUAGCAUGCAGAUGAUGCCCAUGCAUUCUCACUGCUCAAUCCUCUGCCAUUUGAGAGUUAAAUCACUUUGUUUCUGUUUAUGAAUCCCUAACCACACCUACCAUGGCUGGGACUCAGGCAGCUUGGAAUAAAAAAGGUUUAAUUUUCAACCAGAUGUUAACUUGCUUUACAAGUUUUUACCUUCUGCUUUCUAAAUUGAACUUUGAUCACACACAGGAGGCUACUGUGGGGCUUAGAAGACUAUUAAUAGAGCAGAAGAUAAGAAAUUCUAAAGUAAACACAAUUUGCCAUAAAGCAAGUUUAAAUAUUAGAUUUCUCUUUACAUUAAGUGUUUAGGAAGGCUGUGUAAGUCGCAUGCGGGGAGGUGUGCCUUGGGCUUUUUGUACAAAGUGAUUUAUAUCCUAAAUGGCAGAGAAUUGAGCAGUAGGACUACAUGGGUAUGAUCUAUGCACCAAAACUGCUUCAGUAAGCUAAUAUUGAUUUGAUGCCUUUUGUGUCCCUUCAACUUUUUUUAUGUGAUACUUUAUUUUACUUUAAAUUUUUGUUACAUAUUUAGCAAAUUGCAUCACAAUCCAGUUCAGUCCAUGCACAACUAAGGCACACAUUAAGAGAAAUAGAAACAUUUCUCAUUUUCUCUGUAUGCUUUCUUUAUACUAACUGCCAGGUACAGAAGACCAAGUUUAUAACAAUGAUUGACAUGGAGCCGAGAUAGGGGAGUUCUUUUGCAAGAUAAAUGUGUGGAUUACUACAUUUCAUUAAUUUUUUUUUAAAGUAAACAUAAUAUUAAAAAAUGCAGCAAGUGCAAUUUCCCCUUUACGUUUAUGCUUCUGAAAAUGGCCUUUCUGAAGCCUUACUGGAGAACAGAACUAGCUAAAGCAGUGCUCUCAUUAGCUACUUUUAGCAUGACUGUGAAGCUUGGGUGCUCGCAGUUGAAAAAAUUAGCCACCUUUGACAAAUGAAGAUUUGGAGAAUACAAAGCGCAUGUGCAUUAGCUACUCAUGUUCAGUCUGUCUGCCCUCUUAACUUAAAUGGACACUGUUGGCAGUAUAACCAUUUCACAUAACCAUUGCAUUUCAUUGAGUUGGUUAUUAUGGCUGGAGUCUUCUGGCCAUACCCCCUUUACUUAGUGUUAAACUGCUCGCUAAUGGAUUACACUGAGUGAGAAGUUUACCAUGUUGGAAUUGCACAUGCUAGACAACAGGAUAAAGUCCACUUCGGUCCACCAAUGUAGCUUGCAGGAGCGAGUUCCCAACAGUUCAAAUAGAAAUUGAAAACCAAGGUGGUAUCCAAAAGCAGCAUAAUUUAUUUCAGGAAAAGGUUCGGCUCAAUAUCUGAGCCUUUAUCAAACCUUAAUAUGGUAUCACUUUCAUUUUCAAAGUUUUCUUUUGUUUUAUCUUGUAGGGUCAUACAGCUGCUGUAUGGGCAGUGAAGAUUUUGCCCGAGCAAGGUUUGAUGUUGACUGGCUCAGCUGACAAAUCGAUCAAGCUGUGGAAGGCAGGAAGGUGUGAAAAGACUUUUCUAGGUAUGUGAAUAUAAUUGUAUCCAGUCUAUUUUGUGGUAUUUCCAAAAUAAUUGGCAAUGUGGCAAUGUCGUUUGGUUAAAAGAAAAUUAUCUUGAUAAUAACAGUUGAAGCAUUUUAAACUGUUUUGCCUCUUUGAAAUAAUCUCAGAUCUCUUUUUUUUUUUUUUUUAACUUGUAGGACACGAGGACUGUGUUCGAGGGCUGGCAACUCUAAGCAAUAUUGAAUUUCUUUCCUGCUCUAAUGAUGCCAGUGUGAGAAGAUGGCAAAUAACUGGGGAGUGCCUGCAAAUCUAUUAUGGCCAUACUAAUUAUAUCUAUAGCAUAUGUCUCUUUCCAGAUUCUCAAGGUACAGAAUAUAGUAUUUUAAUGUGUAUCUGUAAAUCUGACUCUAGUAGUUUUAAACACCAGUAGUAGUAAUCAGGGAUUUAUAGGGGAGAUGCACUUAUUUUCUCGUGUUUAGGAGUUGUUAAGCUUAAAGUGGAACUGUCGCUACUCUGGAAAUUGCACCAUGGAAAAAACAUUUAAAUCCAUCUAACAUCUUUUUGUUUUGUUUUAUAUAAUGCUCCAUUUUCUUUAAAAUGUUUAUUAAGGGGAUUCUAUAGGCAUCAAAACUAUUUUAGCUUAAUGAAGCAGUUUUGUUGUAUAGAUCAUCCACCUGAAGUCUCACUGCACAAUUGUCUGCCAUUUAUGAAAUAAUCACUUUGUUUAUGCAGCCCUAGGUACACCUCCCUGCAUGUGACUUGCACAGCCUUCUAUAAUAUUUUAGGUUCCUUUAUUACACAGUCUAUUUAAUAUAUAAUUUCUAAUCUCCUGCUCUGUUAAUAGCCUUCUAGAGCCUGCUGUGUGUGAUUAAAGUUAAAUUUAUAGAGCAGGAGAUAAAAACUUCUAGAGCAAGUAGAAUGUCUAAUUGAAAAAACGAAAAAAUGUUUGUCAUUCAGGCUGGGUGUGAGUCACAGCCGGGGGGUGUGUGGUUAGGGCUUCAUAAACAGAAACAAAAGUGAUUUAACUCCUAAAUGGCAGAUAAUUUAGCAGUGAUACUGCAGGGGCAUGAACUACAUAUAAAAACAACUUUAUUAAAGAAACUCUCAAAGUAACCUAGCAACUUCAUCUAAAUUACGUUGUUAUGGUGUCAGAAUUCCCCUGGGCGCACUCUUACCUUAUGGAGAUAAACCGUUCUCGAACUGGAAAAUUCCAAGUUAACCCUUUAUAUCAAUAAUUUACUAUUUUACCACUAGCAAUAGAAUUUCUUUUUUUUUUUUUAUCUUGACAACAAUUAUCUGGUGGAACACCUGCCCUAAGUGCCACUAUCAACAAGCCUCCAAUAAUCAUAAUAUUAAUUGGCCUCCUCUGUUGUGUAAAGGGAUUGAUGGCUGGGAACAGCAUUUUACAAGUGAUGAAUUGUUAUAAAUAGAGGUGCAAAAAAGGUGCACUCAAUGCAGCAUAUCUUCUACAGCUGGGAGUGCUGGGUGAGGUUUGCUGUCUAGGUUGCAUGUAAUUGGCAUGAAUAAUGAAGAAGCAUAAAUAAGUAGUUUUAGAGAAAGUGCAAUUUGUACAUUGCAGUACAAAGACUGCCUCUAGUGGCUGUCUGCCAGACACCUACUAAAGGCGAUUCCUUGAGUUUCACAGCAUUUGAUUCCGUGAAAUGAUAUUGAACACUUUCACGCUCUGCAUGAGGGCAUCCAGUGUCAGAGAAAACCCCAUAGGAAAGCGUUAAGACAAUGUUUACCUAAGGGGAAGGCAUAAUGUGUGGCACUCGCCGUGCAUGCGCGUUAGGUCCCCCCAGUUGAAUGACGUAGGAGGAGGCACACCUCUGUUCUUAAACCGGGUACAUGAACAAAGAGUUAUUUAACCAUUUACAAUACGAGCAGGAAUCUAGCGGUUGCAGGGGCAGAGAAACACGUUCGUAUUGGGAAUACAUCUUUUUCCUUUAACUUGAGAACAAGAUACCACUCCAGUGAUGAUUGAUAAUUAUAGUCUUUCAUGUGAAAUGUUUUUACAAAUAUGUAAACUGCUUCUUUAGUGGGAAGAGAGAAAAGGAUCUAAUAACUUUUUUUUUUGCAUUCUGUAACAGGAUAUAUAAGUAGCUGACCUUGUAAAAUCUUUCCUUUCAGAUUUUGUGACUACAGCAGAAGACCGAUCUGUUAGAAUCUGGAGAAAAGGAGAGUGUUCACAGACAAUUCGUCUCCCUGCCCAGUCUGUGUGGUGCAGUUGUAUCUUGGAAAAUGGGGAUAUUGUCAUUGGAGCAAGGUAUCUAAUAAAUAAAUGGUUUCACCAGCCUUAAAAGUUCACAAAAAGAGAUUUUAAAAUAAUGGAUAAUUGAUGCAACAAAAGGCGUAUUUAAAGUGUAUUUCAAUGGUAAAGUUUUUAAGAUAUAAACCAGCUGAAGGGACAUUCCAGUGGUUUGCGCUAAACUUUUACUUUGUCACUUGGACAGCAACUGAGUAACAUCCUAACAGUAUGUAGAUUUUGGAAGUCUACAGAACAUGUUCUACAUUUGUUUAGUAGACAUGCUGUAAAAUCUAAAGCAGAUUGUUUUAAACCACUUCCUUACUUUUUGUGAGAUUCCUGUUUUGCUAAAUAUGCGUAUAGUUUGUCAGGUUUAGUCCCAAAUAUAAACAGACAUACUUUGUAUUGAUCUGUUGCUGUGAAGGUGAAUAGUCUACUAUUUAUUUAAUUCAAUGACUAUGUUGACCAUUCUUUUCUUUUUUUAAUUUACAUUUGCCUUGUAUCAAAUUCAGACUCAAAUGUCCCAUGUUCCCUCACAUGCUUUCGUGAAAGCACGUGUGCAUUUCUUGUGAAUUAUGGGUAAAAUAUAAUCCACUAUACAUGUUAUUCAUUUGUAUUUAAUUUGUGUGCUAGCUCCCUAUCAUGUGUUUCAUAUAAAUUGCUUGUGUAUUAUUAUUAUUUUAUUUUUUAUAUAUAUAAAUUUGCAUUUCUAUUUGUCAAUCUCUUGCAGUGUGAAGCAACUGCAUUGCAAAUAUGUAGCUCUGUAUCACUUUCCUCUUCAGGGGAUAGUUAACCUAGACAAUAAAGUAUUUGAUAGAUGUAAUUAUUCAUGAUCUUUCUGCUUGACAUGCCCAUAUCUGUAAUUUUAGCUUUGCUAAAGGUGAGCAUGCUCAUUUCACAAGCAAUACUUAAAGCAAACACAUCUAAUUCAAGAAUAUUGUCAAGAAAGUCUUUUUAUUUUUAGUGACGGUAUAAUCAGAGUAUUUACAAAGUGUCAAGAUCGCACAGCAAGCCCAGAGGAAAUCCAAGCAUUUGAAGAUGAACUCUCUCAAGCCACCAUUGAUCCUAAAACUGGAGAUCUAGGAGAUAUUAAGAUAGAGGACCUGCCUGGAAAAGACCACCUUAUUGAACCUGGUAGGGGCUAUCAUUGUAUUUUACACAUGCUUGCUAGCAAUUACAACUUGACUAAUAUUCCUUUCUCUGAAAAGAAAUGUCACUCUUCGUUAUGUUUUAUGGUUUUUCUCUUUACAUGUUGUCUGAUUAUAUCCAUUAGGAGGUGCUAUUGCACACUGAAAUGCUUUCUACAACAAGGUUGAUAAUGAAACGUAAAUGGAAAUUACAAAUCACACACAUCAAUGGAAAUAUUAUGUGUAUUAAAUAUAAGGAAAUUGUACACUUAUAAAUAUGGAGCCUUACUAACUCUCCUUAUUACAGUAUACAGAGUCUGAAAACACGUGGCACAAUAACAUAUAGAAAUGAACAAAUAUAUAUCAUGAUGCUGAUAUAAAAUGAAUGUUAGAGAGAGAGAUUGAGAGCAAGAUAUGUCUAAACACUGUUUGCUAACAGAUCAUUAGGUAAAAAGAAAAGCUCCUGUUGUAGCCCAUCACCAUCAUAGUGCAGAUGACCAGAAUAUUGGCAGACAGCCAGAUAAUGCCGUUUGGUUCUUUAUCUAUGGUGAAGCCAUAUUUGCUGGCACAAAAUACAAAUGUCAGAUUCCCUAAAAUCUCAAAAUUCUGCUUUAUUUUUGCUUUUUAAAAAGGAACAAAAGAUGGACAAACUCGGCUGAUAAAUGUAGACGGUAAAGUUGAGGCCUACCAGUGGAAUGCUAGUGAAAUGCGCUGGAUGAAGAUCGGGGAUGUGGUGGGGUCUUCAGGAGCAACACAACAAACAUCUGGAAAGGUCUUAUAUGAAGGCAAGGUGUGUAGAUUUUAUUGUUGUGUUGGUUCCCACAUGUAUAAGUUUGUUUUACUAUAACUGAGAUACCUUUAAUCAUAUCAAACCCAGAUAAUUAUCCUUUUGGUGUAAUGGUAAUUCUUUAGCAAAAAUUGAUGCUGCUUUGAAUCAGAUCUCCGUUGGUGCAGUAAUAGGGCUACUUGAGAUCUACAGAUAUUUUUUACAUCUGAAUUGUGAUUAAGCUGCCAAUUCAUUUUAGAUUUGGACAACUGUGGAAAAAUAUGCAGAUCCAUAAAACAGCAUACAUUAAAUGCUUUUACCCUUUUUCAAGCAAUCCCUACCAAUACACAGGCGGUAGAUAUAUUUUCAGUAAAACUGAUGUCUGUCAAAUCAGUUGAAUCUCUGCCUGUCACCUAAAGGUAGAUUUUUUAAAGUGUUAUAUUAAAAAAAAAAAAAGUGGUACUAAAAUGUAAAACUGGAGGACUCAUCAAAAGUGCUUGCAGGUUCCACUGGUUCCCUUUGUAAUUUCUCCAGUCUUCGUACUUUAGACCAUUUUUUUAUUUUAGGAUAGGACACUUUGAUAAAUCUCCCUUACAUAUAUCAAUGUUUUAACCGUGAGAAUAGCAGGUUAAAAAAUAUUUUUAAAUGUACCUUAUUAUAGCGUUGAGAUCUUUUGGCGCUGGCUCUGUCUCUGCUUCCUCCGAAGUCAGCGCAGAGGGGGUACCGAAUACAUAUAUGCGACAAGCACUGCAGGCACAUUAGGCCUUCCCCAUAGGAACUUUAAGACGCUGGAGGUCCUCAUGCAAAGCGUUAGGACAGCCAGUGACAUUUCACUGAAUUAAACUCCAUGAAACAGCAGGAAGCGCCUCUAGUGGCUGUCUAGUAGUGUACACAGACCACUUCAAUGAGAUGAAGUGGUCUGUGUUACUAUAGUGUCCCUUUAAAUUCACCAUUUGUGACUGUCUUCCCAACAGUCACUAAAGGUGCUUCUGCCUCCAGAACCAAGUCAAACUUGGUUCUUCAUUCAUAGAGCGCAUUUGAUUGGAGGAUGGCAGCAUUUUGCUGUCCAUGUGUAUAUUGUCCCUAAUGCUUCUCUAUGAAAAGAAAUUGGAUUGAACUAGAUGCAUCAACAAGCAUGCUGACAAAGGUGGAGCGGGCCGCUGCAGCAGUGGUGUAUUGGUACUGGAAACCAGGUAAGUAAACUGUGUAACUUUUAACUUUUUUUUUUUUUUACCAGCAAAGGGAGUGGGCAGAGGUCACAACAAUAGAAGGUAAAUUAGAGUCCCCAAAAAAUUGUGAUUAUUUUCAGGACUUUAGGGCCCAUUAUCUACUCAAACCCCAAUGGAUUUUAAACUACAGACAUUUAGUUGGUGGGCACCAUUAUUAUUAAUUCAGUAACAACUGGCAUUCCAUGGUUCGACAUGCAUACUAACAAUUUUUACAUAGCUGAAUCAAGUUAAGUGGAUGUGUAGCUUUGUCAGUCAUAUAUAUUCCAUGUGCUCUGAUGCUUCUAUUUAUUUCUAACAUAAUGUCUUUUUAUUAAAGGAAUAUGAUUAUGUGUUCACAAUUGAUGUGAAUGAAAGUGGUCCAUCUUUCAAGCUCCCUUAUAAUUGUUCAGACGACCCUUGGCUUGUUGCACACAAUUUCCUACAAAAAAAUGAUCUGAAUCCCAUGUUCUUAGAUCAAGUAGCCAAAUUUAUCAUUGACAACACUAAUGCGCAAACAGUCACCUCUACAACAACUGGAUUUGCAGAUCCAUUCACAGGUAAACAUGAAAGAACAAAGAUAAUAGUUGCUUUUUUCCCCUACAAUUAUGUUAGUUUAAUGAUGGUGUGAAGUAUAUUUCUGGUGCAUACAACAAUUCAGAGUUUGCUAGCUUUAAUAAAAUGCAGGAUCGUUUGCCUAUUUAUUCUCAUAUACACAUUUUGCUUGCCAUGUGGGCGCAAAUCUGAAACAUAAUUAUUUAUAUUUGUAGCUCAACUAUCCUUAGGCAUGGGCCACAAAGUUGGUUACUAUGUAUACCCUACAAAUCCAUGACACAUUUCCAAUUGUCCCUAUAUAUACACUGCUUACCGAACAACUUGCAAUGCAUGCCAGAGUAUGCACGUGCAAUUAAAACCUAAAUGAUUGAUCUUUAUCUAAUUUUAGGGAAAUACACAUACAUUAGGCAAUUUAGACAAGAAUCUGUCACUUUAGUAUGUCCUUUGAAAAUAUCUUAAACUUGAAUAUUAACUUAUAAUUUGCUUUUAGUAAACAAUUUUGUUUUACAAAUUUCCAUUUGCUUCAGCAAUAUUUUGCACAUAGCAUAGCUUUAUAAAAGAUCUACCUUUUAAACAGAGAGUGAAGACUGUUGGCUUUGGUGCACUACUAAACUAAUGGGAAUUGAAAAUUACAAAGCAGCGGACAUGGAAUAUUCUCUUUUUGUCAACGCCUGCAAUAAAAUGAACAUGUUUUGUCUCUCGUAGUUUGUGUUUUGAUUUAAUAAAAAUAAACUUUAAGUAACAACUCAUAAACAUGUAACUUUUUGAAUAUCUUUGUAUCACAAUAGGGGAAGGCCGUUAUAUCCCUGAACGCUCAGCCACCUCUGGUUCGUCAGCUGAUCCAUUUACAGGUAUGUAAAAUAACUCUAAACUAAAUUAGACCAUGUCAGUCUCACAAAAAAAAAAAGUAAUAAUCCUUAAGCAUUAAGUGGAUUUGUUAAAUCGUUUUAUAAAGUUCGGGUACUUUGCUACAAAAUAUAAUUCCUCUCAACAGCCAACAGGGCUGGCAUAAUUUCAGGCAGUGUGGACUGCCAGAUGGGUACUUUCAUUUAGAAUGGAAAUACAUUAAACUAGCUGUUCCAGAAAACUCACACAAUUUUCACUUAUCUUAAUAGUUAGUAAUCAAAAACAGGUACUUAAAGGAUAAACCCACCUACUCUUACAAUAAGAAAAUAUUAGAAUAUUGUAUGAUUCUCUGUAAUUGGAUUAAAGUACAAAACAGAUUUGUUAUAAAAGCUGUAGUACCGUAUUUCCAUAUAAAUUUGAGGUAUAAAACUUACCUCCUAACAUAGCAAGGCUUUAAAUCGGUACAGCAUAUUGGGCUAAGAUGAAUAAAGGGACAGGCCCUUCCAAAAAAUGGUUUGUCAGUCUGAAGUGCAUGCACACGGAUACUAAAGACCUGAAUGUGUGCAGAGUGCAUGUGAAACACUGAGUAUUUAUUCGCAGAGUGUGAGUAUGUCUAUUAAUGCAAUCACUGGAACAAUUCCGCAAUGUCUCCCCAUGGAGAUACACCAGAAAAUAACCGCAAAUUGGUGGGACGGAACCCCAAAGCCAGGACUGGUCUACCAAACCCAGGAAAAAAGUUUUGGGAAAAAAAAGAGGGGGUGGGGGGGAUGUUGUGAACAGAUUAAAUUGCCUAUUUACCCAUAUGGUUGCUCAUGUAGACAAGAAUGCCUGUUUUCACUUACAUUGCUGAUAUCACAUUAUAUAUCUGAGUGCCCUUCCUGCUAAUUGGCCUAUAUGACAAUUCAUAAAAUCUGUCUGUAAUGAUGCUUAAGUCAACGGUAACUACAUUCAAUAACCCAAAUACACUAACCAAUUCUGCUCAACUCUGAUGACAAUUAUGAUUUGAAUGAUAUUAUUUAAGAUUAGCUCAUGUUUACUUUUUUUAAAAUAUGAAUACCCUAAAAGAUCACCCCUCUUAAAAAUAUACCCCCAAAAAAUGAUUUGAAUUUAUGAAACAACAAUAUUCACAUUUGAUGUUUUUGCAUGUCCUGCAAAACUCCCAACUUGCCACAAACUCAGGAAUUGGCUGAUGCUUACUUUACUUUCUAUAGCACCACUCAACCUUUCCCAUAUGCAGUGGCUUAUGUGUACAGCAAGAGUUUUGAGAGUUGUUGUUUAAUUGUCCACUUUCUAUUGUAGAAAGCAAACCGCUAACUCUCAGAAACCUAAGUAUGACAUUAUGUACAGCAGCACUUUUUGAGUUUUUAGUUUGAGGGGGAAAAAAAACCCAGCCUAACUUACAUUAACCUAACAUGUACAUUAAAUGUGUUGGUGCCUGAAGUGCCCUUUCAACUGUAAUGCCUGUAAGCCAAGUGGUUCAGCAUUUGCUGUGAGUGUAUUAUCAGACACAAUCUGUGUUUUCAUUAAUAAGACAUGUGGUAUCUCUCUUUUAUAGGAGGUAGCCGUUAUGUACCCGGAUCAACAUCACAGUCUAAUUAUUCAGCUGCAGCAGCAGAUCCAUUUACAGGUAACAAAACAAAGCCAGUAUUUGCCAUUGCAGCUACUAUUGCAGGCUGCAGCUACCAUUGGUACAGCAUGCUGUUAUGUUUUUUUUUAAAUGCAAUUUAAUUCCAUACACAGCAUGGAUAAAGGACUAAUAUUGCUUCUGCAAUGUAAAUGUCAAAUAGUACCGCAGCAGGAUUUCUUUUAAAUGAGGAGGUUUACUUAUUUGCUUUCUAACGUGUUCAUUUGCCACAGGCAGGAAUGCUUAUCGAUCAGCUUCUGCUCAAACUCACAACACAUACUUCCCUAAGAAAGAACCUGUGACUUUUGACCAAGCCAAUCCAGCUCAAAUUUUAGGUGAGUAUUCUGUUGCAUCAUUAUUUCAGUUCAUUAACUGCUUAAGGAAAACCACUUCAGUUUGCUUGUUUUACACUUAAGCAAUUUUUGCUAUGUGUGUGUUCAGCUGCAAUUUCCAUCCUCCUUAUUUAUUGCAUCAAGAUAUAUUAUACACUGUUUUUUUAAAGGCCAAAAGGGUUUGUUUUUUGUUACCACAGUUUUAAAAUAAUAAUGUGAGCAUAAAUAGUGCUCCUUAAGAAAAGCGAUUUUAUAUAUAUUUAUAUAUUUGUCUUGACUUACAAAGCAUAUGCAGGGUUGGCCUUAGGCUUGUAAGCGCACUGUGCGGAAAAUAUUCACAGCUCCCUUCCCUGGUCUCACCUCAUCCAUGUACAGUAUGCAUUUUCCUUCUCAUGCAGACAUUACACUGCACCACCAAUGUCCAGCCCCUGUAAUCAACGCAGGGGCAAAUUUAGCGUGGCCCCUGAAUGGGCGAGCUGCGUUGACUGGCCUGCACCCUUGCUGCCAUAGCAAGCACACCCCUUAGGCAGGUCCUGAGUAUAUGUCUAGGAUUUCAAUUUAUUUUUGGUAGUUACAGGUUACAAAUACAAGGAGCAAAAUCAAAUUUAUAUGUGGAAACAGUGUAGAAUUUGCCAUGUUUGCGUUUAAGCUUAAUAGCCAUCACAGCCAUCAUAGAAAAAACACGUUUUGAUAGCUAUGGCAUUGUAGCAGUUUGACACUUCAAAUUACCCCAUAAUUGCAUACUAUUUAUGAAAGUAGUCCUCACAGGGUAUGUAAUAUGGUAUAUUUUCAGCCUUACUUUACAGCCAUUUUAGCAGUAAUUUCUUUCAAAGUUUUUAUUUCAAUUUUUUCACAUUAUUUACAUUUACAUUGCAAUUUAGCAAUUUAUUUUGUAAACUUGGUGUUUGCUACUGUGAUAAUAUUCACUAAAUUGUGCUCAGCUAUAUCUCCUGUGUACAGAAUGUCCACUUUUGAAUACCAUUGUCAAGUGUUUAUGAAAAUACAGGGCUGAAUUUAUAAGCUGCCCAGUGCCAUUUUGGUUUUUAAAUUUUAAGUUAGGUCUAUGGUGCAUUUUGGGGCAUUUAUUUAAAUUACUCCAUGACUUUAUCACAUUUGCAAAGUCCACAGUGUUUCAUUGUUUUUUUCAAAUUUAUAUUGACUUAUUUUUUUAAAUCUCGUAAAUAAAAUUAUCCUAACUGUACUAUGUAAACUCUGCUGAGUAUAAUGCCCAUAUAUAUAUAUAUAUAUAUAUAUACACACACACACACACACACACAACUCAAAAAAAUAAAGGGAACACAAAAAUAACACAUCCUAGAUCUGAAUUAAUUAAAUAUUCUUCUAAAUUCCUUUGUUCUUUACAUAGUUGAAUGUGCUGACAACAAAAUCACACAAAAAUUAAAAAAUGGAAAUCAAACUUUUCAACCCAUGCAGGUCUGGAUUUGGAGUCACACUCAAAAUUAAAGUCGAAAAACACACUACAGGCUGAUCCAACUUUGAUGUAAAGUCCUUAAAACAAGUCAAAAUGAGGCUCAGUAGUGUGUGUGUGGCCUCCCUUUGCCUGUAUGACCUCAUGCCUGUGCAUGCUCCUUAUGAGGUGGCGGAUGGUCUCCUGAGGGAUCUCCUCCCAGACCUGGACUAAAGCAUCUGCCAACUCCUGGACAGUCUGUGGUCCAACGUGACGUUGGUGGAUGGAGCGAGACGUGAUGUCCCAGAUGUGCUCGAUUGGAUUCAAGUCUGGGGAACGGGCGGGCCAGUCCACAGCAUCAAUGCCUUAGUCUUGCAGGAACUGCUGACACACUCCAGCCAACCGCACCAGCAUAUGGUCUCACAAGGUGUCUGAGGAUCUCAUCUCAGUACCUAAUGGCAGUCAAGCUACCUCUGGCGAGCACAUGGAGCGCUGUGCGGCCCCCAAAGAAAUGCCACCCCACACCAUUACUGACCCACUGCUAAACCGGUCAUGCUGGAGGAUGUUGCAGGCAGCAGAACGUUCUCCACGGCGUCUCCAGACUCUGUCACAUGUACUCAGUGUGAACAUGCUUUCAUUUGUGAAGAGCACAGGGCGCCAGUGGCGAAUUUGCCAAUCUUGGUGUUCUCUGGCAAAUGCCAAACAUCCUGCACGGUGUUGGGCUGUAAGCACAACCCCAACCUGUGGACGUCGGGCCCUCAUACCACCCUCAUGGAGUCUGUUUCUGACUGUUUGAGCAGACACAUGCCCAUUUGUGGCCUGCUGGAGGUCAUUUUGCAGGGCUUUGGCAGUGCUCCUCCUAUUCCUCCUUGCACAAAAGCGGGGUAGCGGUCCUGCUGCUGGGUUGUUGCCCUCUUACGGCCUCCUCCACGUCUCAUGAUGUACUGGCCUGUCUCCUGGUAGCGCCUCCAUGCUCUGGACACUACGCUGACAGACACAGCAACCCUUCUUGCCACAGCUUGCAUUGAUGUGCCAUCCUGGAUGAGCUGCACUACCGGAGCCACUUGUGUGGUUUGUAGACUCCGUCUCAUGCUACCACUAGAGUGAAAGCACCGCCAGCAUUCAAAAGUGACCAAAACAUCAGCCAGGAAGCACAGGAACUGAGAAGUGGUCUGUGGUCACCACCUGCAGAACCACUCCUUUGUUGGAGGUGUCUUGCUAAUUGCCUAUAAUUUCCACCUGUUGUCUAUGCCAUUUGCACAACAGCAUGUGAAAUUGAUUGUCACUCAGUUUUGCUUCCUAAGUGGACAGUUUGAUUUCACAGAAGUGUGAUUGACUUGGAGUUACAUUGUGUUGUUUGAGUGUUCCCUUUAUUUUUUUUGAGCAGUGUAUAUACACACCUUUGCAAAGUAACAAGUCCUAAACCAAACCCCUUUCUAUCCCAGAUCUAAUCAUAAUCUAAGCACUAAUCCUAACCUGCUGUAGCCCAAGAAUAUGCCUAAUAACACUAAUCAUAACCAUAAUUCUAUUUAAUCCUAACCUAGUAGUAGUAUUAGAAGGAAUCCCUCUACUGAAUUCAGCAUUCCCUCUACCAUAAUUCUAUUUAAUCAUAACCUAGUAGUAGUAUUAGAAGGAAUCCCUCUACUGAAUUCAGCAGAGGAAUUCCCUUGCUGGUUUCAGCAGAAGGAUUCCCUUGCUGGCCCUAAUCCUAAACAUGAUAGUAAUCCUAAUCCUUAAUACCAAAGGUUUCACUCUGCUAAUUUUUCAUAAUUGAUUGGUAGCUGUGCUUCAAAUUGUUGAAUAUGUAAGCCAAAACUAGAAACAGUCCAAUGGUGUAGUAUAUCUGGAUAUUUGGAAAUCAAUUUACAUUUAACAGAGCUUCAAGCCAGCUCUGGAAUUUAGGCUUCAGUGGAGCAAUCCCUACUUGGAAUAUGAGGAUUUCUUUCUUUAACCCCUUAAGGACACAUGACAUGUGUGACAUGUCAUGAUUCCAUUUUAUUCCAGAAGUUUGGUCCUUAAGGGGUUAAUGGGUAUGGAAUAUAAAGGAAUAUUAAUAUGGAAUGUAGAACGAGAGACAGGAGCAAUACAUAGUGUAGCAGGUUAUAUAAAUACAGAUAUUUAUAAUAGUAUAUGCACUCAUGAUUCAGAGCCUUAUAUGACUCCAGUAAGGCAGUGUGAAGUGGUAUAAUCCCCCCCUCUAGGAUAAAGUUCACUUAGGUGUUAUCAUCGUUAUCAUGUAAGGUAAAACAGAAGAGUAGUGCUCUCUGCGGAUAUAAGACAGUGUAAUAAAAUAAGACGGAAUCCUUCUUAAAUAUUCCUGAGCAAUAUAUUAUUGCUCAAUUCAUAAGGAUUAGGUAGAUAUAAUCACAAAUGGAUUUGAGGUCCAGGAACAGGGCAAAAAAAACUUAUUAAACUUUAUUUAUAACUAUAUAAAAACAAUAAAACAUUAACAUGUUUCACCUUUUCAAAAGACUUUAAAAGACAAAGUGUAUAAGGAGCUUUCAUGUAUAGAUAGUUUAAAAAUCUAAUUUGAUGCCUACAUGGCGUGUUAGUCACCUAUGAUGUCAUAGGUCGCUUAGAUAUUCAUAAACAAAAUGAAAGAAAAAAGGAUUUAACUAAUUUAUAUGUAACUUUUGCAUGUGUUAAUACAUAAACUUAACUGACAUUGUGCUUUCUAGACAGAUUUUUAAAAUGUAUGUAUUCUCAGUUGGGCUUCAGCAUAAUAGUGGAGCCGAUCAUUAUUAGUAUAAAACAUCCAGAUAUCCAGUACUGAUAUUAACAAAGGAAAUUCUAAGUUAAAACCGCAGUGGCAAAGUUUUGCCACCAUCUACUGGCUGUUUUCAGCAUGACAGGGGAACAUCUGCCAUGCUGAAAAGCCUGCAAUUUGUCAUUACACUACGAUCGAUGCAGGGCAACUGGCCAUGCCCUGCAUAAAUCAUAUUGGAAUAGUAGCAAGUAGGGAGACCCUGGGCGUCUCCUACAGGAUAGCUAAGAAUCACUGUGGCUAAUAGCUAUCGCUCAGUUGCAGUCUUCUCAUUGCAUUUAUUUGGCUGUAUUGCGUGCUCAUUUUCAACCCUGAUUACAGCUCAUCAACCAGUCUGAAGCCAUUAAUUGUGGCCCCAGCUGACAGAUAUCUCGUUAAGACUGAAAUAUAUUGGCAGACAUAUUUGUUCAGGAAAGAGCUACCAUGUGAUUGUUUUCUUUGCUGUUUUAGGUAAACUGAAAGAAUUAAAUGAUUCUGCUCCUGAGGAACAGAGGAUGCCUGAGGAAGAUUUAAUGAGAAUUGAGAAGCUCUUACAUGUUGUGGUUAAUUCAUCAGGAGAAGUGGCAACAGCUCAACAAUUGGACACACUGUGGAGGGUAGUCAACUGGCCUGAAGGUAGGAAAUAAAUAAGUGUCUUUAUUUUUAUCUAUUACUACCUCAAAAAGUCUGUUAGGCCUCAGUAACUACAGUUGGUACUUUCAGAAAUGUCACCUCUGUCACACAUUCUUUUAAGCAAUUUAAGGCGAAUUAUCUCAUGUAAAGAAGCAGCCAGGGCAAUUUUCAUUUAAAGAACAUGCACAUUAAUAGGACCAUACUCUAACCUGUAAUUCAUAUAAGCAGACCACUAGGUUUUUUCCAGGACAUUGUUUAGAUAUCAUUCAUGAUAUGAUCUAAAGACGCUCUUAUUUGUUUUCUCCAUCUAGAAAUUGUAUUUCCUGCCUUAGAUGUUCUUCGUCUAUGCAUCAAGAAUCCAAUGGUAAAUGAAAUGUUCUGCAAUGAUAAAGAAGGAAGUCAGUUCAGUAGCUACCUCUUAAAGCUAAUGCACCCAGGAGGCAGGCAAGCAAAUCAGCUUCUUGCUCUUCGGACAUUAUGCAACUGCUUUUCCUAUGAUCCAGGCACAAAACUCAUGAUGUCACAAAGAGACACUUUAAUCACAAAAGCAAUAGAACUUAAAUCAGUCAAUAAUAAGAAUAUUCACACUGCCUUGGCCACGUUGAUACUUAACUACGCUAUCUGUUUACACAAAGCUGGUGACUUGGAAGGGAAAGCCCAGUGUUUAUCGGCCAUCAGUACAGGUUUAGAAGUUGUUAAAGACCUUGAAGCUUCUUUCCGACUGCUUGUGGCCCUUGGGACCUUAAUCAGCGAUGAUGAAAAUGCUGUGCAGUUAGCCAAGUCCCUUGGAGUAAAUUCUCAAAUUAAAAAAUACAUGUCUGUCACAGAACCGGCCAAAGUUAAUGAGUGUUGUAGGCUUCUUUUAAAUAUACUGUAAAUCCAUCUAUAUUUUUUUUUUCUACCACUGAAGGAAAAAAUAAACAUAUCAAUGAGGUGUAGUGUUUUCUUAUUAUUCUGUACUACAAAUAUAUUGAAGAUAAAAUGCGGUGGAUUGAAUGCUGAUUUGAUGAAGGUUUGUCAUGUUGUAAAAUUAAAUUGGCUGAAAAUAAAAAUUUGCACUGAUUUAUGUUGUUUUCUUGCAAGUGUGUUUAAUCAGCUUUUACAAAAUAAAGGGAUAGCAUUGAUCUCAUGGUCAAAUAUAUUUUCUGAUGACUGAGUCAUUGUAAUACUAUUAUAUAGUUUGGUGUUUUUUUUUUAAAUAAUAAUGCAAAUAAAGUUUAGAGGCAUAUAGACAUCAAUUCUCAUCACCUUAUAUCCUGUUUGUUAGAAAUACUCAAAGAAAUAGGAAGAGAAUGAUAAAAAAAAAGAGUAGCAGAAGUGGAAAUUAAUAGGAAAUGGAUAUCCUCUCAGGAAAGAUAAAUACAUGGGCAUCAUUUUCAAAAUAUACACUGUUACAAGAACUUUCUGUAUCAUAUGCUUAUGUUUUUGAAAAUGUGUUUAGCAGUUUGUUUGUUUUUUAUAAAAUUUGAAUAAAG
This is a messenger RNA of Pelobates cultripes (western spadefoot toad), 23979 nucleotides long. The record is from the annotation of a GenBank genome assembly. Lineage: Eukaryota; Metazoa; Chordata; Amphibia; Anura; Pelobatidae.